AUAUUCUGUACAGAAAGUUGUUUCUUUUGGCUUGAAUAUAUUACAGCUAUUAUCAAAAAUAAAGAACAAUUGAACUGGUCCACAUGUCAACGGGCCGAGGACUCUUACGCAAAUGCAUCGAUCACAGAUUUUAUGACUGUUAUAGUACACGCACAGAGAAAUGCAAAAAUUCUGGCCUGCUUGAAAUACCUGAGGGCAAAAUGGAAUAUUGUAGCAUGAAUAAUGGCAUGCGUUUAAUUUCAGAAUAUAAAAAAGAAUCAUUUAUUACCACUAUUGGAUGCUUUUUACCAGCUGGUGCAGUAUUUGAAAAACCCGAGGAACGUGGCAGUGCAUUAUUUUUGGAGCAUGUACUAUUCCAAGCAACGACUCAAAAAAAUCAGCAGCAGAUUGAAACAGAAUUACAGGAAAUUGGUGGAACAUUAACGGCUAAAGCAAUGCGAGAUAUGUUUGUGUUUUACGGAACAGUACCUUCUUAUAAUGCUAGGAAACUCGCAGAUAUACUGCUUGACGUUGCUCUAAAUGGUGUUACAUGUUUUAAUGAUGUUGAAUCGGCAAAAUAUAGGAUUCUCCAAGAACUCUCUAAAGUUGAAUCUAAUACAGAACAUGUCGUAAUGGAUUAUUUUUCAAAUAUUGCAUACCAGGAUACGGUAUUGUCUAAAAGCGUGUUUCCUGAGAGUUGCAUAAUCGAAAAUUUUGAAAAGGAAUGCUUAAUCAGCUUUAGAAAGCGUGUGUUCAAACCACAUUUCAUGACUAUGAUUAGUUCUGGUGCAAUUUCUUUAACAGAAUUACAAACAGUUGUGGAUGAAUAUAUUACUGAAAGUUCACAAGAAACACAGUCCUCUACCGAUGAUUGUAAACUGAAAUCAUUCUCAGAUUUAAAACAAUUACGCUUUUCAGGUGCUGAUUUACGAUUAAGAGAUGACAACAAAAAAUUAGGAUAUGUAGCUAUAGGCUUCGAAGGACCAACUUACUCCCAAUGUACAGAUCGAUGUGCUUUUCAAGUAGCUAAAGAAAUUAUAGGCUCCUGGGAUAUGACGUAUAGUGGAGCAAAUCAUAAUGCACCAUAUCUUGCACAUAGUGCAUUUAAUACAGGCUUAUGCCAUUUAUAUAAAUCAUUUAUUUUGGAUUAUGCGUGCAACAGUAUAUGGGGCUGUUACUUUGUCUGUGACAAGUUGGAACUUGACACCAUGGUUUCCAUGCUGCUAAGAGAAUGGAGAAAAUUAUACACGACAGUCACUAAUUUGGAAGUAGAGCGAGCUAUAAAUAAAUGUAAGUUUCAAGAAUUGAAAAAAUUGAAUGAUCCAGUAGAUCGUUUCUUUGACAUAGUCAAUUGCCUUCAUUUACGUAAAUGUUAUAUCCCCAUGGAAGAGAGACUCGCGAAGUAUGAAGUAAGUCAGUAGAAUAGUAAUGCCUUUGUAAAGAACAUCAACAGAAAUUCAGAAAUCAAAAUUCAACUCUUUCAAUCUUCUCAUUUAUAGGCAAUUACAACAAAUAUGAUGCGAGAUGCUGCCAGUAAAUAUAUAUGCAAUCAAUCUCCCGCAAUCGUAGGACUUGGACGUAUUGAAAAUUUGACAGAUUAUUGCAUUAUACUUCGUGGUACAUGGUCAUUAUAUUAUUAAAAAAUUAUCAAAUUUUCUCGACAUGAGAAAAAUUGAUUGUACUAUUAAUAAUUAAUUAAUAAUAAUUUAUAAAGAAUUUUAAUCGAAUUUUUUGAGAUUUUUCAUAGUCAAACUUUACUCUCAUGAUUUUUAAUAUUUUAUCAGUAAUUGUAUACAUAUGUGUGUGGACAACCAGAUAUGCUUAGCGACAUACAUACUUACAAAUAUUAUAUAAUACAUGUUCUCAUAAUUAUUUAUUCUUAUGUUCUUACAUGUUCUUUUAAUUUAUUAAU
Linepithema humile (Argentine ant) is the source of this 1891-nucleotide messenger RNA. Lineage: Eukaryota; Metazoa; Arthropoda; Insecta; Hymenoptera; Formicidae. The record is from RefSeq and is a predicted model, not a curated record.